CUCUUCUUCUACGAUCGAGCUUCGUCGAGGCGAUCUUUAGGGUUUCGAUCCUGUAACGAAGCUUGAAGGUUGAUUUCUGGCAUUGUCCAUUUUGCAGAAAAUGGUAUGUUUUAUGUUUAUUUGAUAUUAUUAAUUCCUGUCUGUGGGUGAUAUUGUUGCCUCUUGGCUGUUACCGUUUUAUUUAUGAAGUUGUUAUUUAUUAAGUUGAGCAUGUGGUUGGCAUCUCCGGUGCUGCCCCAAGUGGGCUAUUGGACAAAGUGCACUGUUUUUCAUCUAAUCUUUGAAGUUUAUCAAAAUGUUGUUCUUGAAUGCCAUGGGAAAAGUUCCACUUGGAAAACUAUUUUCAAAAUUUAGGUUACAUAAAGCAGAUAUGAUGAGACACUCCUCAGAAGGCAUAUGUGCUAAUGAAUGCUGCCCCCAUAUGUGAAAAUUUUUAUGACAUUAGAUUUUUUUCCUUCAGUAUUAUAGUCUAUUUUGCUACCUGGUGCUUGUGUACCACUAACAGAGUGUAUCUUUGUGAAGAGCGGCAUGUUUUGAAAUGCCUUGAUAUUGUCAAAGUUGGUAUUGUUGCGAUAUGAUUGUUUUUAACAGGAAUAGAAUCUAUGACAAUUGUUUUGUUUAACCCUUUGUUUUCAAUUUAAUUACCUCUAUUGGGCCGUUCAUUUUUCUAUUUGAAGACUGCUAUCAGAGAUCUUUUUAUAUCCUUAAUGGAAACUUGUUUAUUAGGGGUUGAUCUAAUUUCCCAGUGGAUCUACUUGUGGCAUGAAAGUAAAUUAUAAUGUGUAAAUAUUGACAAAAAUAUACAUACUGCUAUUGUCACUUGUUUAAGGUGAUUUUGAUCUACUCUCUCCUUGAACGAGUCUUGUAUAAGCUGCUAUACCUCAAAUUGCCUUUACUUUUUGAUUAUUGAUUCACCUAUAUUUUGUUGUUCACUGCAAAAUUUUUAACUAUUUGGUAGUCAUGACUAAUGAUUUAUGGUGUCAUCAACAUGAAAUUCUUCUUCUCUUUGCUCUUUUUAAUUUUUAUGUGGAUGGUUAUAUUUCAGUUUUUCGAUGGAUAUGGAUAUCAUGGAACAUCGUUUGAGCAGAGUUAUCGAUGCUACCCUGCAUCUUUCAUUGAAAAGCCACAAAUUGAAAGUGGUGACAAAAUUAUAAUGCCUCCAUCAGCCCUUGAUCGCCUUGCAUCUCUGCAUAUUGAUUAUCCUAUGUUGUUUGAGCUUCGAAAUGAUGCUGCUACACGUGUCUCUCACUGUGGAGUACUAGAGUUUAUUGCUGAAGAAGGCAUGAUCUACAUGCCCUAUUGGAUGAUGGAGAAUCUGCUCUUGCAAGAAGGGGAUAUCGUGAGGGUGAAAAACAUUACUCUUCCAAAGGGAACUUAUGUUAAAUUGCAACCUCACACAAAGGACUUUUUGGAUAUUUCAAACCCGAAAGCCAUCUUAGAGACAACGUUAAGAAAUUAUUCCUGUUUAACCACUGGGGACAGUAUUAUGGUGGCAUAUAACAAUAAGAAAUAUUACAUAGAUAUUAUAGAGACGAAGCCAUCCAAUGCGAUAAGUAUCAUUGAGACUGACUGUGAAGUAGAUUUUGCUCCUCCACUGGACUACAAGGAGCCAGAGAGGCCUGCUGCAACUGUUCCUUCAAGCAAAACACCAUCUCAAGAUGAAGAGGCAGCAGUUGAGACCGAACCAAAAUUCACUCCCUUUACUGGAAGUGGGAGACGCUUGGAUGGGAAAUCUUUGACUUAUCAGCCUCCACAAGUUUCUUCACAAUUCUCCAGAGACAAAGGGCCUGGUUCUUUGAAAGGGAAUAACCAGCCUGCUGCUUCAUCUAGUUCACAAAAUACUGCACGACAGGCUCAGGGAAAGCUCGUCUUUGGAUCAAAUGUCAGCCGUCCCAAGGAAACAAAAGAGGAUGCUGCAAAAGAGACUAAAGAGAAGCAGCCCCAGAAGAAAGAAGAGCCCAAAUUCCAGCCCUUUUCAGGGAAAAAGUACUCAUUGAAGGGCUGAUUUAGUUGUUUAGAAAAAACUUGUAAUGUUUACUAAUCCACUGUUGAUAACAUAAAAUUACAUGAAAUGAUCUGGGAUUGUAUGUCAUCAGAGAUGGAACUGCGGGUUUCAUGGCAAGGUGAAGAAAAAGGAUAUUCUUUAUUUUAUUUUAUUUUUUACAUGGACAGUUAAUUGCUUGACAUUAUUGCUUUUUAAGUUGAUCUUGCUCUAAAUGGUCUUUUUAUUUAUUUUUAUCAAGUACAUGUGGUAUUAGAGGAAAUGGGCAAAUAAAGAUAUUAAAUUAUA
Molecule: messenger RNA, 2290 nt
Organism: Rubroshorea leprosula
Lineage: Eukaryota; Viridiplantae; Streptophyta; Magnoliopsida; Malvales; Dipterocarpaceae
Source: the annotation of a GenBank genome assembly